AUGAAAGUGUCAAGCCAAGCAAGGAGGCUGAUGCUGAUCCACACGGAAGAUGCUUAUGUGAAGUUGAUUGAGGGUGAACCCACUGCAGAGAAAGCGUGGAAGAAGUUGGAAGACACCUUUGAGAAGAGGAGCAAUGCGCGCAUGAUUCAGCUCAGAAGGAAGCUGACGGGAGAGCAGAAGCCGGAGAAGGAGCUAAGGUUGAGGGCUGAAGCGGGGUCCUUGGUGGGGAUUUCGGGUGGAGCUGGAGCGGUGGCGUAUGCCGCCAAGCAUAGGGGCUACUCGAGCUCUGAGAAGGGCCGGGGAAGCUCAAACGAGCUGAAAAGAAGCUCGGGAAUCGAGACCGUGGGAAAGCAUAGAGCAUUCCGUGCAAGGGGUCCGCUCAAGGGGAACCGGGUGUGCGCCACGGCAAAGAGGCCGGUAAGAGCGGAAAGCGUGGUGAACAAGACGGUGAAGGUCGUGGAGGUCGACCUAGACGAGUCGGACGACGAGAAUGGGGGCGCCGAACGAGAGUGGGGAACCGUUGUGGGGGCGGACGAAGCGCCGCGCACAUGUUCAAAUUUUGUCGAAAAAGGGGCGGAAAUUGAGAUGACGCGUGAGGGAGAGGCGCACGCGCCCGCGACAUAUUGCGGCCGCGCCGCGCGCACAGAUUCAAAAAGGAGCCAAUGUGGGCCGAUAGUGGAAGUUUGUGCGCGAAGUUGUGGGGGAGUCCGAGGAGAUCAGAAAGGGCAAAGAGAGCUUAAAGACGGCGGUGGAGAGCAAGCCCGCCGAUGUGGAACAGCCUGCAACGGAGAAGCCUAUAGUGGAGACCCAAGAGUUGAGAAGAUAUGCCGCGAGAGUGCGACGGGAGACCGCCGAAUGGUAUCGGGCAAAUGUGGAAGCAACAACGGAAGCCGUGGAGCCGAAGUGCCGGAGCACGGAGUGGAGAAGACGUCGCCAGAGAAAAGCGACGAUGGCAAAAGUGAGGCGUGUGGGUGA
This is a messenger RNA of Klebsormidium nitens, 975 nucleotides long. The record is from the annotation of a GenBank genome assembly. NCBI's taxonomy places the organism in Eukaryota, Viridiplantae, Streptophyta, Klebsormidiophyceae, Klebsormidiales, Klebsormidiaceae.